Molecule: messenger RNA, 1848 nt
Organism: Prunus armeniaca (apricot)
Lineage: Eukaryota; Viridiplantae; Streptophyta; Magnoliopsida; Rosales; Rosaceae
Source: the annotation of a GenBank genome assembly
AUGAGCUCCCUAAGAUGCAUUGCAAAGCACCCAACCAUUUCACUCGUAGACUCAUGCACUACCCUCAAAGAGCUCAAACAAAUCCACUCCCAACUGCUCGUUAACGGUCUUUUCAACGACCCUCACCUUUCUGGCCAAUUUGUUGCUACCAUAGCCAUCAGAAACCCCAGCAAUUUAGGUUAUUCCAACAAAGUCCUGGACCAAUGCGAAAACCCAACCCUCUUCACCUUCAACUCCAUGAUCAGAGCCUAUUCUAAAAGCUCCACGCCAUCUAAAAGCUUUCACUUUUACAGCAGAAUUCUCCAAUCCAGGGACAAUUUUUUACCUGAUAACUACACCUUCAACUUCUUGGUUCGCACUUGUGCGCAGCUUUUGGCACGUGAGACUGGUCCUUCGGUCCAUGCUGCAUUGACUAAACGUGGGUUUGAGAAUGACCCCCAUGUUCAAAGCGGGUUAAUUUUCAUGUAUGCUGAAUUGGGUUGCUUACAUUCGUGUCAUAGAGUGUUUGGAGAAAUUGUUGAGCCUGAUUUGGUAUGCCAGACUGCUAUGGUGAGCGCCUGUGCCAGAUGUGGUGAUGUUGGUUUUGCAAGGGAGCUGUUCGAUGAAAUGCCUCAAAGGGACCCUAUUGCUUGGAAUGCGAUGAUUGCAGGGUAUUCGCAAUGUGGGAAGUCUAGGGAAGCCUUGAAUUUGUUUCAUUUGAUGCAAAUGGAGGGUGUGAGGGUCAAUGAGGUGUCUAUGGUUUCGGUCUUAUCCGCCUGUUCCCAUUUGGGGGCAUUGGAUCAAGGGAGAUGGGCUCAUGCAUAUAUAGAGAGAAACAAGCUACGGAUGACGGUGACUUUGGGGACUGCACUCAUUGACAUGUAUGCAAAAUGUGGGAACAUGAAUAAGGCCAUGGAAGUGUUUUUGGGGAUGAAAGAAAAGAAUGUGUAUACUUGGAGUAGUGCACUGGGGGGCCUAGCUAUGAAUGGAUUUGGUGAGAAGUGUCUUGAGCUUUUCUCCUUUAUGAACAAAGAAGGGGUUCAUCCAAAUGAAGUUACGUUUGUUUCAGUUCUAAGGGGCUGCACUGUUGUUGGACUGGUUGAGGAAGGUCGUCAACAUUUCGACUCAAUGAAGAAAUUGUAUGGGAUUGAACCUCAGCUAGAGCACUACGGGUGCAUUGUUGAUUUAUACGGCCGAGCUGGGCGUUUAGAUGAAGCCCUGAACUUCAUAAACAGCAUGCCAAUGAAGCCUCAUGCGGGUGCUUGGGGGGCUUUGCUUAACGCUAGUAGAAUGUACAAGAAUAUGGAAAUAGGUGAGCUUGCCUCGAGAAAGAUAGUCGAACUAGAGGCCAAGAAUCAUGGUGCUUAUGUGCUUUUGUCCAAUAUAUAUGCUGAUUCCAAGCUAUGGGAUGGAGUUAGUAAUGUGCGGCGGACAAUGAAGGCUAAAGGUGUGAGGAAGCUUCCUGGUUGCAGUGUCUUAGAGGUUGAUGGUGAAGUUCAUGAGUUCUUAGUAGGAGACAAGUCACAUCCUAGGUAUGAUGAAAUUGAGGCAAUGUUGGGAGAAAUCUCUAGGCGGCUGAAAUUAGCAGGUUAUGUGGCUAACACCAAUCCUGUGCUGUUUGAUAUAGAAGAAGAAGAGAAAGAGGAUGCAUUGUGUAAACAUAGUGAGAAGGUUGCGAUUGCUUUCGGUUUGAUCAGUUUAAAAGAAGGCGUGCCGAUUAGGAUUGUGAAGAACCUCAGGGUCUGUUGGGAUUGCCAUGAUGUGACCAAAAUGAUAUCUAAACUUUUUAACAGAGAAAUUAUUGUAAGAGACAGGAAUAGGUUUCACCAUUUUCAGGAUGGGGAGUGCUCUUGCAAAGGUUAUUGGUGA